This is a messenger RNA of Danio aesculapii, 1698 nucleotides long. RefSeq names its product gastrula zinc finger protein XlCGF26.1. NCBI's taxonomy places the organism in Eukaryota, Metazoa, Chordata, Actinopteri, Cypriniformes, Danionidae. The coding region runs from base 202 to 1548 and encodes 448 amino acids. Gene Ontology annotation, biological process: regulation of transcription by RNA polymerase II. Gene Ontology annotation, molecular function: RNA polymerase II cis-regulatory region sequence-specific DNA binding; DNA-binding transcription factor activity, RNA polymerase II-specific. The transcript has 2 exons. The record is from RefSeq and is a predicted model, not a curated record.
CGCUACCCAGUACAUGACAGCUUAUAUCCCUGCAUAGAAACUCACAACCACACGCUACAAUCAAACCAUCUUUUAAUUUAACAGCAAAAAGAACGAAUUAAGAAUAAUCUGGACAUAACAUUGGUAAAAUCGCUGUCAUCCCAGUCGCACAGAACUGUCCAAACAAACAGGCAUUUCUGGAGGAGAUAUGCAGUUUUAAAGAUGAUGUUUAUUAAAGACGAGAGUGAGGAUGCGCCUGAUCCAGAAAUGCGCAUAAUAAAAAUUGAGGAGCACGAAGACCUGUUUGAAGUGAAAGAGGAAAGUCAACUUCUGAAUGAAGUGCAGGAGGAACAUCAGCCUCAGAAAGCUCAUGAAAUCAUCACUAAUGAAGAAUCGCUAAGUUUCUCCCAAACUGAAAUGAGGGUCUCUCAAAGCAUCCCUAAAACGACAAACGUCAAAAAGCCUUUUGCUUGCUCUCUAUGUGGAAAACGCUGCAACCACAGAGGCCAUCUUAACGAUCACAUGCUAACUCACACCGGUGAAAAACCGUUCGCCUGCCCUCAGUGUGGAAAGAGAUUCUCGCGCAGGCGAAACCUCAACGAUCACAAGCUAACUCACAGCGACGAGAAGCCUUUUGUCUGUCCUCAAUGCGGGAAGUGUUAUAAACGCAACGAACACUUUCAGAGCCACCUACUAAGUCACAACGGAGGCAAACCCUACACUUGCUCUCAAUGCGGAAAGAGUUUCAGCUAUAGAAGGACCCUGAAUGAUCACAUUAAAAUCCACACCGGUGAGUGUCUUCACAUUUGUUUACAGUGCGGAAAGAGUUUCCUGAAUAAGGGACACCUGAAGGAACAUGUAAAAAUCCACACCGGAGAAAGACCUUUCUCCUGCCCUCAGUGUGGAAAGAGUUUCAUGAGCAAACGGGACGUCGCCUAUCACAUGAGGAUCCACUCAGAAGAGAAGCCUUUCAAAUGUCACCUGUGUGAAAAGGGUUUCGCCUGGGCAAGCUGUCUGAAAAUUCACAUGAGCCACUCUCACUCUGGUGUAAGGCGGUUUACCUGCGAGCACUGCAAUAAAAAGUUUGUUCUGGAGUCCUACUUGAAGAGGCACCUGAAAAUUCAUCAAAACGAGAAACCCUACGUCUGCUCUGUUUGCGGGAAAGAGUUUUUAUGGCAGCUGUCUUUCAAGGCGCACCAGAAAAUACAUGAGGGGAUGAAGACGCACGUGUGCUCGGAGUGUGGAAGGGCUUUUACUAGAGCCGACUAUUUGAUAAAGCACAGAAAAGUGCAUACAGGAGAGCGACCGUUCACAUGCUCCUAUUGUGGAAAGAGUUUCAGCAAGAAGGCGAACUUGGGAGAGCACGAGAGACUGCACACUGGAGAGAAACCCUUCAUCUGCGGUCAAUGUGGAAGCGGUUUCACCUCAGCAAAACGCUUGAGCUAUCACAGAGAAAAGCAGUGCGCUGGGAUCCCAACAGAUUCAUGCUCUGUGGAAGUGGUGAUUGUUCCAGAUAUGAUUGAGGAUUGUGUUCCUGCUGAUUCUGCCACAACCUUUAGAAGUGAAUAGACUGAUAUUCAGUGUCAUUAGCAGCAAGAGCCUUGACUGAACACGUACAGUGAGGAAAAUAAGUAUUGAACAUGCCUUGUUUUUUCCUGGGAAUAAUAUUUCUAAAGGAGCUGUUGACAUGGAGUUGAAGCAGAUUUUGGUAAAAACCGA